AGUCGCUGUCUAACCUCAAGAUAGGGGGUUAUAACAUCGUUCUAUGUAUCGAAAACGCACGUGAAUUUUAUCACCAAAACAAUAUUAGAUCGUAUCUAUUUUAAUUUGACUGACAAUUGUAUCGUUUUUCGUUAUAUUUUUGUUUUGUGUUUGUAAGUGUCUUGUGUGUCGAUUUGUGUUUUUUUAGUACGUUAUAAUGUGACAUUGUUGUUUUUUUGUUGUUUAUUUGUUAAACCAGGAGUUACGAUGUCUAGACGUAAGCAGAGCAAUCCAAAACCGCUAAAAAGCGAUUCGCACGAAAAACCACCGCUAGAAGAACCUGAAUCUGAGAAAGGUGAAGUUGAGGAUUGGCACAGCGAUCCGGCCGAAAAUGCUACUUCUACCAAUCCAUCUUCAAAAUCGCCCUCAUCUAAAACUUCAACCACCGAAGAAACGAUCGACGAGAAUGCAAUAAAACACGAACCGGAUGAGAAAACUCCCCGUAUUCGUUUAAAAGCAAAUUUAGCGACAGAUCCGGCUCUGCAAACUCAACCGUUAACUUUAACGAACCCAAAAAUAGAAUCUGAUUUCUCCAGUAGUUAUUUGACGGUACUUCAACCGGCCAUUCAAAGUGCAUUAGCGUCAAGAAGAUUUUUUCUUCCGAAUAUCAUACCGGAAACGCAAGUCGAAGAAUCUAGACCGUCUACCGUUCCCAUAUUCCAAUGUUCUCCUUGCGGGAUAAGAUUCUCAUCAUUAAGUACUCUAGAAGCACACCAAACUUACUAUUGUUCUCAUCGAACUAAGAAUGUAACGGACGACGAUUCCAAAUCAGUUACCGAUCCGAACGGAAACCAAUCAGAUGCCGAUUUAUCAGAACCGCCUACUAAAAACAUCCGUAGCGGUAAACAAUACACAUGUACUCAUUGUUCGUAUAGUGCCGAUAAAAAAGUUAGUUUGAACCGUCAUAUGAGAAUGCACACUGUAUCUCCUAGUCCUAGUCCGUUAAAUAUCGUAACUACGCCGAAUGGAGAAAGUAGCGGUGUUAGUAAUACGGAUAGAUACUGCGCAGAAUGCGACAUAAAGUUCAGCUCUCAAAAAACAUAUCGUGCCCACAAGAUGCAUUACUGCAACUCGAGGCAUACAAUUAAACCUUCAACAACUGCUACGACAACAACAAAGGCAUCUUCUAGUACAUCAGGAUCGUCACCUACGUCUCCCGUCGAUUCUAGACCGUGCAGAUCACCAUCGUCCCCUUCUUCGCAACAACCGUUUUUAGCUUUACCUACAAACCCCAUUAUAAUUGUGCCAUAUUCCCUAUUUAGAAGUGCUAGUGUAUUUCCAGCUUUGUCCGUACCAUCAGGACUACCAAAUCCGGAUACUCCUUGUUUUCUUCUUCCAAACGGAACUCUACAACCUAUGACGAGCGCUCUAGCCAACCAACAGCAAUCAACUGACGCUAAAUCCAAAGAUCCUCCCGUUAAAGAGCUUCCUUCUUCGGCACCAUUAGAUUUAAGUAUUCGAAAAUCUCCAGACAAUAACGAUCUGAUCGUAGAUUUUAGUGAGGAACAGGAUAGAAUCACUCCAAUUCAAUCUGUCAGUCCGGAAAAAAGUAAAUCGAUACAAUCUUCACAAAACUCACCACCAACGACUCCAGUAUCUCGUUGUGACUCCUCACCUUCGCCUAAAGUUAAAGAUGACGCUUCCAGAAGUGGUAGUCCGAAGAGAUUAAGAUCUGUUUUGAAACCAACACAAGAAAAAUCGAGGACAAGUCCCGAAACGAACAAUUUUCAGUCGUUCGAAGGGAAUCCUUCUUUGCAUCCAUUAUUGAUGAGAGGAUCUCUGCAGCUACUCGCUCCCGACGUACAAAUGAGACUAGAACCUCCAGUCAUGCCUCAAGUUUUAGUGAAACAAGGUGUGUCAAAGUGUAAAGACUGUAAUAUAGUGUUUUGCAAACUCGAAAAUUAUGUUGUACAUAAAAAACAUUAUUGCUCCGCUCGAAAUCAAGACGAAAACUCUUCAAAGUUUUCCGGUAGUCCUCCGGUUAGUCCAGGCAGCUUGGAGGCAACUAGCCCGGCAGGACAAUAUCAGCAAUUGAUUUGUUUAGCUUGCGGAAUCAAAUUCACGUCGUUAGAUAAUCUCAAUGCUCAUCAAGCAUAUUACUGUCUUAAAAGGGGAGAAGUGGAAAUUCGUAAAUGCGGAAAAUGUAAAGGAUUAGCGGAACCUGGACAUCAGUGUAUCCCUCACGGGGUUAAUUUAUCGGGAUGGAAAUGUCCCUGUUGCGACGUCAUCAGUCCUACAGCAAGUGCAGCUCAAAGACAUAUGGAAUCUCAUACAGGAGUGAAGGCUUACAGAUGUACUAUAUGUCGGUAUAAAGGAAAUACUUUGAGGGGGAUGAGGACACAUAUUCGGAUGCAUUUUGAUAAGAGAUCUUCUGAUUUACAGGAAGAGAAGUACAUCUCCUAUAUCCUCGAAGACGAAGGUUCGAAUACUGUAGAAGUGAACGUAACAUCUGCCGAAUCUUCCGAAGAAAAAGUGUCUUCUCCUAUCGCAGAAUCUAACGUUUCAGAAAACCUACACUACUGUCUCCAUUGCUCAUACAAUUCCACUUACAAAGCCAACGUAAUCAGACAUAUGAGAUUAGUCCAUGACGCUCUUAUAACUGAAGAAACAUCGGUAAACGGUCUGUCAGAUAAACACAAAUCCAUGCCAGUACUGGACGACGAAGAGGAAGAAAUCUUAGUGAAAAAGGAAGCUAUAGAACCAGAAGUAAUAAUAGCCCAAAGUGAUGAGCCUCUGAUAAAAGAAGAAGCGGCUAUAAAAAAUGUAAAAAGUAAAUCGAAUGACGAAGAGGAUCAUGUCCAGGAAGCGGCUAGGUCGGGUGCUAGAUAUUGUAAAUCAUGUGACAUUUAUUUUAAUUAUUAUUCGACGUUCGUGGCGCACAAAAAGUUUUACUGUUCGAGUCACGCAGGUGAAAUAUCAAACGCAGCUUCGAAUAAUAUAAACAACAAUAAUAACACUUCGGCAAGUCGUACUGCCGAAGCAUCUGUGCUUUAAGAUAGCUGCUUAGGGUAUUUCCUUAGAUUUCAAUUUUUCAUUGAUAUACGAGACAGAUUAGAAACGGAAUUAUUUUUUUUAUUGUUGCUUUUCAAUUCAUUUCAACUCACACUCCGCAAUUUAAUAGUCCAGUCAAAUUGACUUGGAAAAAGAUGAUUUUCGAAUAAUGUGGAUACUUGAAACUGAAAUUUUUUGUUAAAAUUAUUGAUAUUUGGUUGGUGCGGUUUCAAAACUAUUAAAAAAAAAAAAGAAAAAUCUUAUCUACACUGCGAAAAAUAUUGAAAAUAUAAAAUAUGAUAGUUUUUGGAGGUUAUAAAGAACAAUAACACCCUGUAGAUUUUAUUAUUGCCAUAUAUUAUACAAAUAUAAAUUUAAUAUAAAGAUUAUUAGUUUUGAUAAAUCUUCAAGUCAAAUAUAGUUGCGACACAAAUUUUCUUGUACUAUAACAUAAAGAAAAGAUUGAAAAGAAGGUAAAAACUGAAUUUUUUUAAUUAAAUUGAGGAUAAAUGGAUAAAUAUUUGAUUGAAAUUAAUUAGUAGUGCUUUCAAAUUAUAAAAAAAAAGAAAUCGUAACUACAAUGAGAAAAAGAUUAAAGAUAUAAAAUAUGGCAGUUUUUAGAAAUAAUAGAGAACAUGUUUUUUUGUUCAUUAUGUAUAAAGUAACAAAUAAAGGUCAGAACUUUUUUUAAAAGGUCAAAAUACCAGUGUUCCCAACUAAAAAAUUCAUCUCCCGAAAGCACCUAUCAAAAGCCCCUAAAAUCCCCAUAAUUUCUAUGGAUUCCUCAUAAAAAAACUUUUUUUUAUAAAAUAAAUAAUUGAAUAUUUUUAAGUGAAUAAAACAUUAAAAAUAUCAUUAAACAAAUAAUAAAUUCGAACAAUAGAUAAAUAAUUUCAUUCAGCAACAUCAUUUCUUAAAAUUCUUUAUUCAUAAAUCAUCGAAAACUUCAAGUAACAAAUAAUUUUCUUCAGAUUCUGAUUUUUAUAAAUCGUAUAUUAUACUAUUAUACCUUUAUUUUAUUUAAUUUGUAAUUAGAAGUUAUAACAAUCCAUAUUUUCCCCCUCUAAAUUUGGAGGUAAAACCCUUAUUUUCCUCCUGCCUUCCUCUCUAGGAAUACAAAGCUGACAGGAUCGGUAUUGCCCUAAAUGCGUUAUAUAAUCAAAAGUUAUGACCCUUUAUUGGCGUACCGAACAAAAAAAUCGUGACAUCCGCAUAUUAAUUUUGGUUUCGAAACAAGUCUAAUUUAACUGGACUAUAAUUCUACUGGAUUAUAUUAUCACUAUUCAAAUUGUACCAUAACCUACAUGAAAAUUUUUGAGAAUUUUGUUGAUUCUUAUAAAUUUUCCACGAUUUAGAUAAGAUACAUUUCGAGUAUCGCUUUUUGAGAUUUAGAUAAAUUAAAUCUGAUAUUAAAUGAAUAAAGUAAUAAUAUUUAAUACAGAGCGCGGUUUUGAAUUAUUUUGAAAUGGAAGGAUUUUUAAUUUUGAACACCGAUUUUUUAAAAUUAGACACUUUGUCGGACCAAAGAAAUGUGCCGCCAAAAGUUUGUUUCGAGAUAUUUGAAAUUUAAAUAUUUAAUCAAAUCUUGAAAUCAUUUUCACACGCUGUUGAAUAAAUAUAAGUCGAGAAAUGUCAUUUCUCAUUUCGCCCACAGUAUGAAAAUAAUUUUUUAUUUCUCAUUAUUAGAGUUUUAUUCUCAGAAAUUGAUAAAAUUUUUAUAACUCUUUGUAUAUAAACUCCUGGACAAAUAUAAAUACAACUUAGUAUCAAUUUGCAUUGAAAGAAUAAUGAACACCUACAAAUUAGUCGAAUAUGACCUCAACAUAACCUCAAUUCGCCUUAUACCACGUAGGCCCUCCUCUACUUCUUAUGACGGCAUCCAUGCGUCGCAGCAUGCUUGAUAUCAAAGCUCACGGUAUAUUUUCCCAUUCUUCAAUAGCGACCUCGACGAGUUGGUUGUGAUUAGAAACUAUUUAUCCAUAUAUGUUCCAUAUAGAAUUAAUAUCCGGACUGUUAGGUGGCCACUCUAAUAAAGGGAUAUUGAAAUCAUGAAAGUGACCAAGUCUAGCCACGUGGGGACGAGCCGAACAGACGGAGCAAAAGUUAUAUUGGGCAUUCAUAGACAUCGUAUGUAUAGGGAGCAAUUCCUUACAAGCAUCGAAGCAAAUUUCUCCCCAAAACAUUUCAGAGCCACCACCAAAAGGCACUUUAGGAGAGAUAUUAUAGCUGACAAACCUUCGCCAGAGAACAGAACUCGUUUACAAUCAUUGAUGGUCCAAUUCUGAUGUAUUCUUGCAAAAUUUAAUCUCUGAACUUUGUAUUCUCUGGUAUGCAAGGUUUUUUUGGCUGGUUUUCUGUUGCUUAACCCUGCUUCAUGUAAACGUCUUCUAACCGUUCGUUUUUUAGCACGUUGUCUCAAAAAAUGAUCAUCCAUUUGAUUAGUGCAACGUUUUCGCCCUUGUCCUGAUCCUCGAUGGUACGAAUCCGUUUCAUUAUGUCCCCUCAUUAUGCGACUGAUGCUGGAAUUAUGUCCAUCUAACAAACCAGUAACAUAUCGCAUCGAGUAUCCUUCGUUUAGGACCGCCUUCACCAUUUAACAAUUUCUUUGGCGGUUCAUUUUUUUACUUAUAUAGUCCCAAAUGAAUUUCUAAACAAUUAUAAUCAACAGCUUGCUUAUAACAGAAACUUUGCUUUAAUCAGUACUUUUUUAGUUAAUGUUAACACGGUUUUAGUCCAAUACGAGGUUACCUUACAUUUAUCCAGGAGUUUAUUAAUAUAAAGCAUCAGAUCUUUAAUUGUCCACGAAAUACAAUGUUUCGUUAUUAAAAUUAUUAAAAUGAAUUUCUUUUUCUUAGCAACAUUUGCGAUAUCUUCGUGGGUUUCGGUUAGGAUAUAAAUUAUUAAAGAUAUUAGAUACAUUUUUAUUGUUUAUAUCAUUAUAAUAAUAAUUAAUUCAUAUUUUCUCAAGUAAAUAAUAAACAACUGUGUGCAGUUGUAGCUGUAUAUUAACAAACUUCGGCCGUAUUACGAAACCUCUUUACAAACAAAAAUUCAUAAAAAUUUCGCGAACCGUUUCGGAUGUAAUUGUGGCGUUGCAUACUUAAAAUUCACUCUGUAUAUGAAAAUUUCUAGUCUGUCUGCAACUUAAAAAGAUGUUAUGAGUAUGUUAUAUUCAGGCCAGUCCUCUCUUUGUAUACGUACAACCUUUUUUUACUACCCCAACACGUAACUAUACUUAUUUUAACUGAUUUAGCUAAAAAAAUAAUGAAUAGGUUAAUUUCCAUUUUUAUUCAUAUUCAUAUGGGGAAAUUUUCAAGCCGAUAAGUUUAAUUGUACCUUGCAUUAUACGAAAUCUGGUUGACGACAAAGUAAUUUUGGUUUUGGAGUAUAAAAUAGAACUCAAAGGCAUUUUAAGUAUUUUUUAAUUGUUGUGUGUAGCCUCUUCGCAACCUCUCGAACAGUUAUAUAACGAUUCUUUUCAAUUAUGACUUCGAUUUGGUCAACAUCGACUUCAGUAGGUCCACCAGAACGUAGCCUAUAUUUGAGGGAAAAAUCUCCAGAAUCAAUCAGCACCAUAAACUUCACAAAUGUCUUUGUGAGCCACAAUUAAUAACUUUGAUAAAAAUCGCACACUUCUUGAUUCCAAAGUUACGUCAAUGUGAUCAGUAUCACGUGACAAACGAUACAGUUACUAAAAAAAUAACGCAAAGCUCUCCAUCAGUAAAAAGCGAAAGUACUUAGUUGCCGAACUUAUAAUUUCUACAAAUAUCGCAAAAAAAAACCACUUAUUUGAUCCUCAUAGUCCAAAAAAAAAACAACAAACAUAAAAAACAAAACAAGAAUCAUGAAAAAUGCGAAGAAGAUCAAGACGAAACUCAAUUCGGCUUCAGAAAUGACUUGGGAACACAAGAAGCAUUUUUUGCACUGAAUAUAUUACUACAAAUAUGCCGGGACCAAGGGAAAGAUGUACUUGCAAUCUUUAUCGAUUACGAAAAGGUAUUCGAUCGAGUACAACACGACAAGUUAAUAAAUAUAUUGAGAGAAAAGGAGUUGAUAGUUCCGACGUAAGAAUCAUCGGAAAAUUAUAUUGGCACCAAAGAGCGGGUGUUCGUAUCAACAGAGGAGUCAGACUCUCAUACUCUCACCAUCGCUUAGAGGCUUUUGAAAUGUGGUUAUAUGGACGCAAGCUCAAGAUACCGUGGACAGCUACGCAAACAAACAAACGAUUCAGUCCUUAACAGAUCAAACGCGGUUCGUGAGUUGGUAGAUAACAUUAAAUGCAGGAAAAUAGCUUAUUUGGAACAUAUAAUGGUAUAAUGGUACAUGGUAGACAGUUUAAUAUCAUUCGGUUGAUGAUGAUACGUAAAGAUGAAGGUUGUGCAGGAAUUGGAAGGAAACAAGCCUCUUGGUUGAAUAAUAUGGAUUAGGAUAAGAGAUUUAGACUGCAAUGCUGAUCGCCAACGUCAAGUAGACUUGAUACGGCACGCUAAGAAGAAGUCCAAAGGGUGUUUCAGAACUCAAGACUGCUAUUUCAAACGUUUCGAAUUGGAUGAUUGUACGAUAAGAGUAUGUGGACAAAAAUCCGUACAAGCUGUUUAAAUUUAAUUAUUUGCUGAUUACUCUAUGAAAAAAUGGUUACUAUACUAAAAUUACACACAUUUUAUAUAACUGAAUCAGCACCCAGUAAGCUCGCCUUCCUAAUUUUGGUUUUUAAAUGUUGCAUGGAAUAUUCUCAAAAUUCAAUUUCUCAAUUCUUUAUGUGUAGUUGCUUCCCAACAAUCAGGAUAAACAAAACGUUCAAUUGGAUACAGUUGAGGAACAUCUCUAGAUUUCACGAUAAAAGGAAUAUCCAACUCCGCAAAAGCUUCCACAACGUCCUAACCAAGCACAAUCCUUCGGUUUCAUUAUGCAUUAGAUAUAAUCCACUUUUGUUCAUAUAUUUUGGCGGUUACAUAAUAUCCAGAAGGACAAAUGUAUGCUGAAGAAAGACCACGAGAAGAUAUCGCAAACCCUAUCAACACUUUCGAGUUGAACUAUUUGUAUCUUUUGAAAUACACUUCUAAAUUUACUUUCUCUCCUUUUUGACAAUAAUAAAUCUUGUCCAGUUGGCCUCAGUUGAUUAAUCGCCGUUUCACGCCCGUCAAAAGUAAAAUAUGACUCGUCGUCGAUUUCCAAACUUUAGUGAAGAAAAAUUUGUUGUCGCUGAGACUUUUUGAUCCAUUUGUUGCUUCUCAAAAUAUUCGGGUGUCGAUUUUCUUGAUUUUUGAACUACGUUCUAUUCAUUUAGAAGGCUGCUAACAUAUUACGAAUUUUCUGCCCGAUUUUCGCAAACUGACUACCUGUUUGCCGUGACCCGCUUUAACCAAAGCUUCUUUUUUUCUGCCUGAUCCUGACUUUCUUUCAAUCGAAAUACCUGUUUCAACACGCCGACAGAUAUCGUAAAUUGUUUACUAAAAAUUGUAGGCCUUGUUGAUCCUUUCAGCCUGAUCCUGACUUUCCUUCAAUUGAAAUACCCGUCUCUACACGCCGACUGACAUCGUUUGUCUGGCUAGUACCAUUCUGAUCAAGUAAACCAUUUCUUGAUCUUGAUUUUGUUCUUAGAACAGUAUUUCCUCAAUUUCUAUUUCAAUCUCGAUGGAUUAGGAAAAAUUAUAAAACAAUAAUGGUUUUGGGGCAUGGAGGCUUUCCCAAAAUUAGUGAAUCAACUGGGCUUCAAAGCCCCAUGACAAUAUGUGUGUGAAUAUAAAUGAAAAUGGAAUUUUCCUAUUCUAAUCUGUUGUAGUAAAACAAAAUUAUAGAUUUUUACCUGUUGGGGCGAUAAAUGUAUAGUUGUUUAUAUGAAUCAAAUGAAUAAUAAAAUAUUAUGUAAUAGGUAUGUUAAAUGUUUUUCUUGUAUAUAAAAUAUGCAAUAAUUACAAAUUUGUUUUUUGUAAAAAUUAAAGAUUUAUAAUUUGUUCAUUUAUAAUUUUUCAGUAUAUAAUGAAAAUAUACUAUGCCAAAGGAUUAAAAUUUAAAAA
Diorhabda sublineata is the source of this 9047-nucleotide messenger RNA. RefSeq names its product zinc finger protein ush (gene ush). NCBI's taxonomy places the organism in Eukaryota, Metazoa, Arthropoda, Insecta, Coleoptera, Chrysomelidae. Gene Ontology annotation, cellular component: nucleus. Gene Ontology annotation, molecular function: RNA polymerase II-specific DNA-binding transcription factor binding. The coding region runs from base 247 to 3033 and encodes 928 amino acids. The record is from RefSeq and is a predicted model, not a curated record. The transcript has 4 exons. Gene Ontology annotation, biological process: heart development; positive regulation of transcription by RNA polymerase II; cell differentiation.